This is a messenger RNA of Drosophila albomicans, 774 nucleotides long. Its product is annotated as mpv17-like protein. Lineage: Eukaryota; Metazoa; Arthropoda; Insecta; Diptera; Drosophilidae. The transcript has 4 exons. Gene Ontology annotation, cellular component: membrane; cytoplasm. The coding region runs from base 149 to 730 and encodes 193 amino acids. The record is from RefSeq and is a predicted model, not a curated record.
UUGCAAUUAGUUUUUCGUUUUUGUUUGUCCCAAACGCGUCGCGAAAUUAGCGCAAUUUAUUUAGAAUAGUUCGUGAAUAUUUCACCAAUUUCAUUGGGACUAUAUUUAUAUUUUCUUCGCACUUCAACUUCAACAACGAGUAACGAAAAUGUUUCGUAAUCUUGUAAAUUUGACAAAUAAAUACAAGGUGUUGCGGGGCAUGCUGUCUUAUGGAACAUUGUGGCCAUGCGGCUGCCUCAUCGAACAGACGCUGAUCGAGAAACGGACAUUCCGCACCUACGACUGGAUGAAGUGUCUGAGAUUCGGUUUGUUUGGCUUCUUCUUUAUGGGACCGACAAUAUAUGUUUGGAUAAGACUGGCUGGCGUCAUGUGGCCACGCACGGAUAUUAAGUCAUCGCUGUGCAAGGCGAUCACCGAACAAACCGCUUACGAUCCGAUGGCCAUCAGUUCCUUUCUCUUCUUCAUGACUCUCAUGGAGGGCAACUCAUAUGCCCAGGCGAGGCAGGAGGUUGCCGAUAAAUUUCUGGAUGCAUAUAAGGUCGGCGUUAUUUAUUGGCCCUGCGUGCAGACGGUGAACUUUGCCUUCGUUCCGGCGAGAAAUCAGGUUGUCUUCACCUCCUUCUUCAGCAUGUGCUGGACCACAUUUUUGGCCUAUGUGAAAUUCCUGCAAUUGCAUCCACAUGUCGAUGUUGAUCAUCAUGCGGUGGACAUACACUUUUUGGAAAUGUAAACGUUAAUAAUAAUAAAGAAAAAAUACUAACUGUUAAUACAAAA